This is a messenger RNA of Cordyceps fumosorosea ARSEF 2679, 1620 nucleotides long. RefSeq lists its product as hypothetical. The transcript is spliced from 2 exons. Gene Ontology annotation, cellular component: actin cortical patch. Gene Ontology annotation, molecular function: phosphatidate phosphatase activity. NCBI's taxonomy places the organism in Eukaryota, Fungi, Ascomycota, Sordariomycetes, Hypocreales, Cordycipitaceae. The coding region runs from base 1 to 1620 and encodes 539 amino acids. The record is from RefSeq and is a predicted model, not a curated record.
AUGAAGGUCAACACCACCACAGCACUAGCCUUCUUGGCAACCGUUAGGAUCGGCAGGGCAGCGCCCGCCCCGACACCAGCCCCGACGCCGAUACAACCCGUCCAAGCUGCUGGUGAUGGUAAUGCCGCUGCUGCUGCUCCCACGCCUGCUCCUAUGCCGGUGCAGCCCCGUGGCCUCGGCGACGACAUAUCCAGCUAUGUAAAGAGCCUGGGGAGCGAGAUUGACAGCAAGAUCUCGUCGUUUGUUGGCUCCGGCCUGCUUAACUUCCCGCACGGCUUCCCGACGGGUACCGCGGUCGAGAGCUCGCUGGGGAUCACGGCCGGAGCGCUGGGCGCGCAGCCUACGCGGGUGCUCAACCUGCCUGCCUACGCGAAUUGGACCGACGACGGCUGGAACGUCCGCGUCCACGGCAAUGUCUACAAGGUGCCCGACGUCGCGCAGGACAAGAUCGAUAAACUAGCGGACGCCUUCUUGAUUGGCACCAGCGUCAAGGACCUUGACGACAAUGCGAAGACGCAGGCGCGCAACUUGACGAGAGAGAUCUUUGUGGUGCAGCAGGGCCACGAGAACGUGACCAUCAAGUUUGUCGUGCCCAGUAGCAACUCGUCUGCUCCACGAGGAGGCUGCCCCCCCCCCCCCCUAUUCGCAAUGCUAACUGCGUCGCCCGAACUCCAGAAAGCAGGUGGGCAGGAGAUAACGCUGCCGUACGAAACGACAGCUGAGGGUGACUUCGAUGUCUUUGUCCCGCUCAAGAACGAAUCCAGCAAGGCCAACGGCACGGACGCCUACUUGCUCCCUGGCAACGCGACGACCAAGAUCCAGACGCUCAACAUGUAUGCUAACGGCACCGACACGGGCAACGCGACCGCCUACCUCGUCCCGCCCGAGGGCGUGACGGUCGUCUCCGACAUCGACGACAUCCUCCGCGUCACCAAGAUCUACAAGCCCAAAGAGGGCCUACUAAACACCUUUGCGCGGCCCUUCGCCCCGUGGCUGACCAUGCCCGCCGUCUACAGCAACUGGUCCACAUCGGCCAUCUCCUCGCUACACUUCCACUACCUCACCACCACCCCUGAGCAGGGCACGCGGCCUUACAUGGACUUUAUCUUCCGGACCUACCCGGCCGGCUCCUUCGACACACGGCCGCUCAACCUCACCAACACCAAGGAGACCCUGCAGAUCCGCCGGUACCUACUCGACCGUGUACUCCAGACCUUCCCGCGGCGCCGCUUCGUGCUCGUCGCGGACACGAGCAACGCGGACGUCAUGAAGGCGUACCCGGGCGUCUUCAAGGACUACCCGGGGCGGGUGAGCUGCAUAUUGCUGCGCAACACGUCGUCGACGGACGCGGACGACAAGCUGCCGUACGACACGGCGGGUUUCAAGGACAUUCCGCAGGAGAACUACAUGUUCUUCAAGGUGCCGGAGGACCUGACGGGGAUCGACAUUGAAAAUGGACACUGUUUCAAUGGGUCGGUCGCGCAGAACGUGACGUUUGGCGAGCAGGGCGUACCGCUGGGCUUGGGCGAGAAGAAGAGCGAUGCCUCAGGUGGCGUGGUGUCUGCGGGCUAUGCGCUUUCGGCGGUGAUUCUUGUGGCUGCCCUGAUGGUGUUUUUGUAG